CUCAACGGGGCAAUUGAAGUCAGGCGUCAGGACAUAAACACCAAAGCACUCGCCGAAGACGUCCUGGAGGCUAUCGGCUCGCUUGACAAACCGGACUUUGGGCAGCGAAGGUGUUCAGCCCAACUCAGCAACAUGGGACCAAGGUUCGGUCUCCGCAUCAGCAACAUACGCAGCCGCAGUAAGGAACUCGCAGAUGCUAUCGAACGGGCGAAACAGAGUCAUGAGCAGCGAAUCGAACCGUUGGUCAAGGUCUUGCUGGAAGAUAUAGCUGUCGAAGCGGCAAACAUGACCUCGGAAGUGCGAGCGUUGUGGGACGAUGCUGGGGACUCGAUCACUGAGCUACAGAAUGUCACCGAGCGCAUGUUCGACAUCCUGCGCCAGCAGUCCCAGCACAACGACAUCAUUUUGAAGCUCCUCGACGAAAUCAACACAGCCUUCGAGUAUGGAGAAGCUCGUGUGCAAAUCUAUGCCAAAUACCGAGACUGGGUCGGCGACCUUCGGGACUAUUUGACCGAUGUCCUCAGUGAGAAAUUUGUGGGUCGCAACUACUCGCUGUGGGGACAGAUAGCCAAGGACAUUCGCAAAGAGCAGAAGACGAAAGCGGAAGCUCUCCGACGAGGAAAACCGGCACCCCAGUGCGUCGUCACCGACGCUUUGAAGGCCAUCCUGGCGACGCACAAUCUGACGCUGGACGAGCUCCAGGCGGUGCUCCAUAUGAAGGAAAACAGCAACAUCACCUUCCACCGCGCCGAGAAUGAGACUUCGGAAGCCGCCAUCGCUGCGUUAGAACACUUAGCCUUUCCACCCGAUCUGAGACCGCUGAAGGAUGUGCUCCGUAAGACCAUCCAAGCGGUCAGUGAAUUCGACAGGGCUGAAAUCGAGCCAUCCCAGUAGCUUUCUCGUACACUAUAAUAAAAGCGUAUUACAACAGUGUAAACGAGUUCAUCAUUUUGCACAUGGGCUUUAGAGAGCUGCGGGUUUUGCACGUCGAAUUUCAGCGAAUUUCCGCAAAUCAUGCCCAAUCCCACCGAUAGCUUCCAGCAAUCUUUCCCGAACGUCAACUACGAACGCUUGAUGGGUUUGCUUCCAAUCGGUUGGGUUCGGUCGCAACGAAGAAGUCAAUCAGGAUGCAGAGCACCAGCAUCUCCGUGUAAUGUAGUGUCUCCUCUUUACCCUGCGAUGGGCUUUUGGAUAUGGUCACGUCUCGGUUGUCGAAUAUCUGCUGAACAAU
Molecule: messenger RNA, 1231 nt
Organism: Fimicolochytrium jonesii
Lineage: Eukaryota; Fungi; Chytridiomycota; Chytridiomycetes; Spizellomycetales; Powellomycetaceae
Exons: 2
Coding region: 133-894 (253 amino acids)
Source: RefSeq, a predicted model, not a curated record